AUGGACUGCGGGACGACUGGCACGGCUGCGGGCAUCGACCCCAAAAUUUUAGAUAAUUGGCAAUCGGAUACGUUUCCGAUCUCUUCCUGGGAACAACAUCCCGCUUACGACCAACCGCUGGAGUGGGAUGCGAGCCAGGACUCGAGCCCAGGUGAUGCGGAUAUCGUGGAUCUGAAUAACCUCCGUGGUCCCCUGUCGCGGGACCAAUCCACCGUCCCGGUGGUAGGUCAUGCAGGCGACUUUCGAGGUAGUGAGAGCAGCAGCAAACAUGGUGCCACUUCCCCUGGGAAGUUCAGCAUCAACGACGGUCCUAUCGAAGGCACCGUGAGUGGUACGAUCAGCCCGAGGACGCUGCCCUCUUCCGCCGACGAUAACUUCCAGCUGGAUGAGUCAUGGCCGCCUUUUCAACUGUUCAACGCCAUGACGGCUGGCCUUCCUAUGGAGGCUCCCCUGAUGUACCCGUACGCCAAGGAGCCUACCUCUACCAAUACGGUUAUUGUAGAAGACACCGGAGAGUUGCCGCAAGGACAGGGCUUGUCCGAUCUUCCUCCCGAUCCAUUCCUCUCCUUUCAGAAUAUCCCCCAGGCUUUUCCCUUCUCGACCGCCGAGGCCUGGACGGCACCGACUGCGACCACUCCCACGGAGAACCUGCCUAACCAGACCCCGGUAUCCCUGGCGAUGGGUCUGCAAUCGGCUAGCAAACGCUCAGGACACAUCCGCGACUACCAGGGCUCGAUGCGAUCACUGGAUUCUCGCUGGCUUGAAGGUCUGGAGUCUCAGCUGUCUUCCAAUAUGACAUCCCCAGCAUCGUUGUCGAUCCCCCAGGACGCGACAUUCUUUAAGGAGGAGAGAAUCCAGCAUGACGGCUUGCAAUACAAAUCGGAGAGUUCUUCGGUUUCUGGCGACUUCCCUAACGUCUACGAAUCGUACCCCGCUAGCAACGACGAGAUCCCCGCUUUUGCUGAUCGCCAACUCGAAGACAAUGGACUCUGGAAAGAUACCCAAAAGGACAGCACCUCCUCGGAGACAUCUCAACCUCUACAAAAUGCGACCGCCUUCAUGGUCAGUGAAGACCCAUCGGAGGCCUACUUCACGCCGGUCUCUGCAAGACCCAGAGCCUCGUCAUCCGCGCAGAGGGCACCCGCUCGGCCACAGGCUCUCGCACUACAGACAGUGGCCACAGUCAGGAAGCGCAAGCAACGUAACUCAAGCGUGCAUCUGGACCAGAACCUGCCCAAGCCGUUGCAGAUCGUGCAGGAAGACGGCCAGGGAGGAUCUAUUGCUUCGGCGGAUUUUAUAUCACCGCCUCGGGGAGCGCGCCGCAAGGGCCCUUUGAGCAUGGUCGGCAGAGCCAAUGCUGGACUGCGAAGAAAGAACAAGGACACAUGUGUCCAGUGUCGACUGAACAAGCGCAAGUGUGAUGGCAACGCUCCGUGCGAUGCUUGCCGCCCUACGCUCCACGAACAGCCUUGCGCACGUGCCUGCUUUGCCAACAUUGUCGAGUAUGGUACAUGUAAUUAUGUUUCUCAACGAGCGAUCAACCAUCCCACCACAGAUGGUGCUAGACGCGUCCGGAUGGACAUUCCUUCUGAGUUCGACCUCAACGAUCUGAUCACGUUCCUCGGUGAGCGACAAGGUCGAUUCAACAUCCGUGCCAAGCAGUCCUGGGGAUCCCUAUAUGUCCUCGACCUUGGGGAGACCUACAAGUUCCUACGCGGACUCAGCGAGUACAAUGGCAACUCAAAGUCCAACUUCCUCGAUUUCAUUGAUCGGCGCAUUGUCGAAUCGAAGGACAAGUCCAAGAACUGGCUCACAUGCGUGAAAGACUGCGACCCGAUGAACAACGUCUAUUCCUUACUCUCGCAAUGGAAUAACAUGCCUAGCCGUGCUAGCUACAGUUUCGUUCCUCUCCAAGCCGGAGGCCAUGAAAGAACCAUGGACAUCAACAACCCUGAAGACCGUCGCGAGAUCCUCCUUGCAGCACAGCUGUCCCGCAUCAUCUGCCGUAUGCUUGAGGUGGAGGGAUUCCGAAAGCUGGAACGCGACUUCUACAACAUCAAGUGGAAGCAGAUCUCUCAAGAAACCCACUUGCGUUUCCUGAGCGAGCUGGGCCAUAUCCUGCUUACCCUCCGCUGGCGAGUUUCUUGGUGGCGUCGUCUCGGUGACGGCGGUCGCGAACCCGACCCCAGUAAGCAGCACUACGUGGAUCGGGUCGACCUACUAUGCCGGAUUCUUUACGUCUACUACACCUGCGUCCUGGCCAAGCUUCCUUCCUGGUGCGCCGCCGAUGUUCCCAAGGGCAUCUGGAACACCUAUGCCGAUGCGGAGAAUGCCGUGUGGGAUGACUUCCCGGUCGACCCUACUGACGAAGGAUUCCGGAGGUGGAUUGAUCGCGGCCAAGAGCUGGUCGAGCAGUCCGGUGCCCCGACCUGUGUUGCGAAGCUAGGCAAAAAUGCCUAG
Molecule: messenger RNA, 2460 nt
Organism: Aspergillus niger
Lineage: Eukaryota; Fungi; Ascomycota; Eurotiomycetes; Eurotiales; Aspergillaceae
Exons: 5
Coding region: 1-2460 (819 amino acids)
Biological process (GO): regulation of DNA-templated transcription
Molecular function (GO): DNA-binding transcription factor activity, RNA polymerase II-specific; zinc ion binding
Source: RefSeq, a predicted model, not a curated record